This is a messenger RNA of Penicillium vulpinum, 759 nucleotides long. RefSeq lists its product as uncharacterized. Bases 1 to 759 code for a protein of 252 amino acids. The transcript has a single exon. The record is from RefSeq and is a predicted model, not a curated record. NCBI's taxonomy places the organism in Eukaryota, Fungi, Ascomycota, Eurotiomycetes, Eurotiales, Aspergillaceae.
AUGGACGACUUUCAGAUUGAAGACUUCGAAGUACGGGGGGAAUUGGACAUUACUGGCAGUGUUCCUAAACUCGAAGGAGCUGUCAACUGGCAGGACUGGGAAGUUUCUCUUAAAAUAGCUCUCGGUGCCAACAAUAGGUUCUACGUGCAUAUCAUUUCACAUGGUAUUGAACGUCCUCUACCCCCUCCCUACCGUGAGAAUUCGACAGAUGCAAUUCGCUCUCUUCUUCAACAAGAAGGUAUCACAGAGAUUAACUCUACCGCUAUUCGUGAGCGCGGAAUUCAGGUUGUCGAGGAAAACAAAUUGCUACGCAAGGCCUACAACGAUAAGUGUUCCAAAUGGGUUACUUGCAACAGCAGGGCUUUUCUCCAAAUGAAGAAGACUCUCGGUGUUAAUGCUUCUUCCUCGGUUGCGCAGAUGACAGGUGUUCGAGAAGCUUAUUUGAAGCUUCGGAAGACAUACUUCACUAUCCCUCACCAACAAUCCUAUGUUCGCUUCACCAAGUUCAACGAUAUGCGAUACGAAGGAGGAGCUGCUUCGGAAUUUGUACGCAAGUUCCAAGGGGCUCUGCGUGAUUUGAAUCAAAUGGCAGGAGAUUUGUCUCCUAUUCUGGAGUUGUGUCACUUCAAGAAAGCUAUUGUUGAUAAUCCUCGCUGUCUCCCUUUCAUGCAAAAUCUCAAGAUUGAUGAGAGAGACGGGCACUUUAUAGACAAGGUUUAUGCUGAAUUCAAGUACACACUUGACCUAAACCCUGCCUAG